Molecule: messenger RNA, 1333 nt
Organism: Dendrobium catenatum
Lineage: Eukaryota; Viridiplantae; Streptophyta; Magnoliopsida; Asparagales; Orchidaceae
Exons: 1
Coding region: 86-1078 (330 amino acids)
Source: RefSeq, a predicted model, not a curated record
GUUGUGUUCUUUCCAUGUUUGAAACUUCUAUUAAUUAAUCAGAUGCCAACUUCCUUUCUUCAGAUGAUCCACUCUCAAUAGACCAAUGAGCACUGUUUCUCCAAAUCCGAAUAUGGCCCAGCCAAAUCAACAGCACGAUUCAGAUGACCCAUCUGUUACACCCAUAAAGCGCAAGCGGGGACGCCCUAGAAAGGAUGAAGUACCCGAAUCUGAACCUAAUAAAAGAAGCAAGCGAUGUACAGUCCUUCAAAGUCCCAGUACCAACGAUAGCUUAGUGGGUCAAGAGGUUUCUUGCUCUUUUAUUGGAGUAUUUGACGCUGGAUAUUUGUUAACUGUUCAAGUGGGUAGCUCAGGCCCCAUUCUGACGGGUAUGGUGUUUGAUCCCCGUCUUUCUGUCCCUGUUUCAGCUGAAAAUGACAUUGCCCCUCACCUCCCUAUGCUUGGAAGAAAUGGCUUUGCCCCUUCAGUUGAAGAAGGUACUAUUAACCAAGGACCUGGUUCUUCACAGGCUGGUACUGCACAGAACGCUGAAUUUAUUCAACUUAUUCAAGCUAAAGAAUCUCCAACUAUUCCCAAAACUACGAAGCUUUUCCUUGAAGGUGCAGCUACUGAAUCUGCAGGACUAUCAGACAUUUCUAUGGAGACACCUUCUAAAAGUUCAAAUGGUUAUGAUCUCACAGUUCUUUCUCUGGUGACCUCUUCAGAAGUUUCCAAACCCUCCAAUGUUUCAGACGCUUCAGACGUUCCUAAAGCGAUAUCCACAACCACUGAAGCAUCUCUUGAUGCUUCUAAUGAAGUAGUUGUUGGUAUUUUUAAAGAAGCAGAUUUUCUUGCUUUGAAGCCCUCAGAAUCUUCGGAGAUUGCCCAAAAGAUUACUUCGACUGAAAAUAAAUCUACAGAUGUUGAGGCCAGCCAAGUUUUAGAGCAACCAACGUUGGAAACUAGAGACUUUAUUGAAGGUAAUUUAACUAAAGAAAAUUUGUCGCAGAGAACAGAGGAGGAGCCAUCUGAAGAUCCAAAAGUGGAUGAAUCACAGAGCCCAGGACGAUCUGCUAGUUCUGAACAUGAACAGAAAUGAAUUUUUUUAGCUCAACUGAGAUCUAUUCUGUGAAUUUUCUCUGACAACUAACUCAGGCUAGUGGCAAAGAUAGAGAAGGAAAAAAAAAACAUUUUAGUAAUUAUGGAUUAACCACUACAGUUUUUAUCGAACUGAAUAUUUAUGUUGAAUAGUAUUUCUAUUAAGAUACUGCUUCUUUUAAUCAAAGUAUUUGUUUUUUUAGUAAUCUCUGUAAAGAUUCUCACGUGACUUAUUAUAUAUCUUGAUUCUUUUUUU